This is a messenger RNA of Nylanderia fulva, 6214 nucleotides long. RefSeq names its product neuralized E3 ubiquitin protein ligase 4 (gene Neurl4). Gene Ontology annotation, molecular function: ubiquitin protein ligase activity. The record is from RefSeq and is a predicted model, not a curated record. Lineage: Eukaryota; Metazoa; Arthropoda; Insecta; Hymenoptera; Formicidae.
AGUCGUGCGAGAAGGACAGCGAUACACGUCGCCUCGCGGCGGCGCGCUGUUACGUUCGUCGACCGACUGCGGGGUUCGGGUUCGUGUUCGUGUUCGUGGGGUACGACGGCGCGACGCGACACGGUGAGAUUUGGGGUCCGACAUGUUCCAUCGGCAAUGCGGCCAACGUGUCACCCUCAGCAACAACAAUUGCACCGCUACCCGCAACUUCUCCGAGUACAAUUACGGUCUGGUGUUCAGUGCCGAGCCGCUCCAGGAUGACGAGGUGUUCGAAGUCACCAUCGACAAGAAGAUGAUAUCAUGGAGUGGCAGUAUAGAAAUUGGUGUGACAGAAUGCGAUCCAGAGACAUUGGACAUACCAUCCUGUGCCAUAAAUCUACGUCAUGGAUCUUGGAUUAUGACCGGCUGCGGCAUAGUUCACGAUGGAGAUCGAAUUGUCGAUUUAUAUGGAACGGAUCUUAAUGAUCUGGAGGAGAGCAAUACUGUAGGAGUAAUGCGAACAUCCAAUCAUGAACUGAUAUUCUACGUCAAUGGUAUUUCACAAGGCAUCGCUGUCAGCAACAUUCCGGAGCGUAUUUUUGCUGUUGUAGAUAUGUACGGUGAUUGUGUACAAGUCAGCAUAGCUAAUCCCAGACUUGCUACUUUGUGUAACAUGCCAAAAGACGAAGUCGAGAUUAACAAUGAUUACGUUAUGGGUGAAACCUCCAGUUCCUCAACAACAAAUCUAGUCGCUAACUUAAAUGUUAAUUUAAAUGUUAAUGUAAAUGUUAAUUUACCGAAAAAUCCUACCCCUGCCGCAAUAAGGGAAGAUAGAUUGAAGUUUCAUGAGAGAGUCGGAACGUUAGUGAAGCUGUCCAAUAAUGCCAGAACUGCCGAGAGGCGGAGACCACUCGAUGAGUUUAACAAUGGUGUUGUAAUGACACAUAGGCCACUGCGGGAUAAUGAAUUAUUUGAAAUACGAAUAGAUAGGCUAGUUUACAAGUGGUCGGGAAGCAUAGAAGUCGGCGUUACAACCCACAGUCCUACAGCACUAGAAUUUCCGGCAACAAUGACCAAUAUGCGUUCCGGCACGACGAUGAUGUCCGGCUGUGGUAUUUUGACAAACGGCAAAGGUACACAACGGGAAUACGGAGAGUUUAACUUGGACGAAUUAAGGGAAGGAGACCGUGUGGGAAUGAUUAGACAGAGUAAUGGAGAUCUUCAUUAUUUAAUAAAUGGUCUGGACCAAGGUAUCGCUGCCAAAGUACCAACAGGUGUAUGGGGUGUAAUAGAUCUUUAUGGAAUGACUGUAAAAGUAACCAUAGUUGAUCGCGACGAAAGGGAAGAGCAAAAUCUGGUGACAAGGAGAAACACAUUACAGUUACAAGGUCUGGAAAGCGAAGAAGCUGGAGAAGAGGAAUUGCCCGAUAGACUAAUGUUUCAUCCUUGUUGUGGCACACAUGCCGAUGUAAUCAACAACGGACGUACAGCACAUAGACCUAACGCCAUAGAUGAUUUCAAUAACGGUGUGGUAUUAACUUCGAGACCGCUGAAGCCCAAUGAACUGUUUGAAGUCCGAUUAGACAAAAUCGUUACAAAAUGGGCCGGUUCUAUCGAAAUAGGAGUCACCACGCAUUCCCCAACGGAGCUAGAGUUUCCCUUUACUAUGACGAAUGUCAGAUCCGGCACGUGGAUGAUGACGGGCAACGGCGUGAUGCACAACGGUACUACGAUGAUAGAUCAAUACGGUCAAAAUCUGGACCGUCUGCAGAUCGGUGAUCGUGUGGGCGUGAUGAGAAAGGACAACUCGACCCUGCACUUUUACGUGAACGGCGCCGAUCAAGGUGUGGCUGCAAUGAAUGUACCCGAAAGAGUCUACGGGGUGAUCGAUCUCUAUGGACAGGCUGCCCAAGCUACCAUAGUUGAUAACGUGGACUUUUAUAGUCCGACCACGAAUAAUUCCAGUUUUAGCAAUACAACGUUGUACAGCGAUCUGAGGUUUCAUCACGUACAUGGUAAAAAUGCGAGAAUCACGAAUAACGGUUUAACGGCAUCCAGACCGCGAGCUCUGGGUGAAUUCAACGAAGCCAUUGUAAUUGCGAAUCGCGCGUUACGUGACGGUGAAAUGUUCGAAGUGACAAUAGAUAAAAUGGUCGCCAGAUGGUCCGGUGCUAUAGAAGCAGGUGUUACUGUGAUAAGACCUGAUGAAUUGGAAUUCCCAUCUACGAUGACGGAUAUCGAUCACGACACGUGGAUGCUCUCGGGAUCGACGGUAAUGCGCGAUGGCGUUACAUUGCGCAAUAAUUACUCUUGCGAUUUAGACAAAUUGAUCGAGGGCAAUCGGAUCGGAAUGAUGCGGUGUUCGGACUCUUCCUUGCAUUAUUAUUUGGACGGAAUAGAUCAAGGUCCCGCUUGUACGGGUCUCCCGUCGAACGUUUAUCCAGUAAUCGAUCUUUAUGGGCAAUGCGCUCAGGUGACGAUUGUGUUGCCUGAACGCAGGGAUCCUCUGACACAGCAAUAUUUACCAUCGGAGAACAGUAUUAGUCAACAACCUACUUCGGUGAUCCAACCUCAGGUGCAAACGGAGAUUCUACACAAGUUUCACGAAUCAGUCGGACUAAACAUACAACUGAAUAGUGAUAGGACGGUGGCAACUAGAUGCAGGGAGUACAAUAAUGCCGUACUGUUGAGUGACACGCCGUUGGAAAAUAACGAGCUUUUCGAAAUCGCGAUUCAGGAAGUAGCGCGUGAAUGGAGCGGUUGUCUGAGGAUAGGCGUCCUGAGUAACGAAACGGGAAACUGGUUGACUUCGAUGAAUCUUGUGCCCGGUAUGACGUCCAUACCCAGCGACGCUUGGUAUCUGACGGGUAACGAAGUGAGACAUAUGGGUUUUGCACUCACCUCGAAUUACUGCACGAGUCUGGAUUGGUUGCGAGUGAACGACAAAAUCGGCGUGAAACGUACACCCGAAGGCAACCUCAAGUUCUACAUGAACGGCGAGGAUAUGGGUGUGGCGGCGUCUGACGUUCCGGAGAUGGUGUAUGCGGUGAUCGAGCUCUUCGGCAGCACUGUGGCCGUGAACAUCACUAGCAGCAAACAACAAAAUCCCGCGAUAUCUCCCAACGCCAGUCUGAGACUGCAAGAUUCGUUGGAACUCUUGCUGGACCCGAUGCCGCCAAGAAAUGACACGGGAAUGGAUACAUCUAUCGACGUGUCCGAGGGAAAAUUGAUGAACGAGGCGACACUUACACCAACGCAAUCCGCUGUCGUUGGCUUAACAGCUGGCGACGGGGAUUGGAGCUAUGAAUUCCACGAAAAUCAUGGUAGGAACAUUCAGCUGGAAACAAAGACGAUCGCUAGGCGAGUGGCCAGUUACAAUCAAGGUGUAGUAAUGUCCAGUCGUCCAUUAAUAAAGGGCAAACCAUUCCAAGUGAAGAUAGAGAAGUUAAACGAACGUUGGGUAUCGAAUAUCCUUUGCGGCGUUUCUUGCAUAACGCCGGAGAAGCAGACGAGCUUUCCGUUGACGGCGCUGGGCUUUAAAAAACACUCGUGGAUCAUUUGUAGCGAUUGGAUAUUUCACAACGGCAUGAGGGUGAAGACGAAGUACGGCGCCGGCUUGGAAAAUCUUCAAUGCAACUCUAUCGUGGGUCUACUGAUCGACGAAGACAUUCGAUUGCAUCUGUUCAUCAACGGCAUUGAUCAGGGUGUGGCCGCGACCGAUUUGCCGCCAUAUGUCUUCGCCGUGAUCGAUCUGUACGGUCAGUGCGAGCAGGUGUCCAUCGCGGGCGUCAACGAGGAAUCCACUUACACAAACGUCGCCAUCGACAAUGCGCUCGUGGCCCCUAUUGAAUGCACGAGUGUAGAAGCGGAAGACGUGGAAAAUUCGCGCGAGAAAGCAGACCUAGAGCGACACGAGAAGGAGAAUGCAAUGGCGACUACUUCUUCAGACCUCUCACCGUCCUCGACGUCUCCCAGUGUACCGAGUCAAUGUGGUUCGAGUACCAGGGAUGGCAAUCUCGAAGCCGAGUAUUCAUCUUUCGACAGCACGAAUCUGGCAAACAAUAGCCUAGCCAGCAAAGCUGCGUCGAGCGUUGACAGCAAUAAUUCGGACUCGUGUUCAGAGUUGAGUAACGAGUUGGUGCGAAGUGCCAAGAACAGAGCGUACCUGGAUAACGCCGGACAAACGUCGUUGAACAACCAAGCUGAGAACAACUCGAGCGAGUCUAAUCUCGACUCGACGGAGAAUCGCACGCUCGUCAGCUUAAGCAUCAGAAACGAAUGUACAAACGUUGAGAUAAAUAACGCGACUAACAUUAACAUACAGAAAGGUAUGGUCGCGAGCGCCAGCAACAUGACCAGCCUGAACGCGGCGAUCACAGCGACGAACGCGAACAAUGCGAUUAACGAAAGCAUAGCGUCCAAUAGUCAAGUCAAUAGCAGCGCGCAGCAGAACAAUUUGUCGGAUCUUCCCAACAACGUUUGUUCUGGCUUCCAUGAGCCGCGAUCCUACGCGAAUCGGGACAACGCCGCGUCGAUGAUGCGCGACAACUCGAUUUUCAACGGGAACAUACUUCCGAGCCAGAACGCGAUCAACCAGACGCGGGACGCGUCCUCGAUUCCCCUGAUACCGUCAUCGUUACCGUCCACUCCACUCGGCUCUACCAUCGUCACGUCGUCGAGGAAAUGCGAGUAUCUGAAGGCAUGCAUACAGCUGAAGAAGUCACUUGUUCUGCCAGACGAAUUCUUCUCCGCCGACGAGAUAGUGUGCUACUGCAGUGCGUGUUACAAGGUGGACGACGAUAACGCGAUCUGCAAGAAGGGCGAACCGCCUGCGGAAUUCGCGAUACCAGUCGGCUGGACCAGGUUCCCGUUGAAGCAAAGCAUCAACGCUAAUCAGAUGCCACAGAGCACAACGGACAAAUGGCACGUUGCGUUUUACGGUAUACGACUAGAUGCGAUAAGAUUGAUUCUAGAUAGAGGAGAGCUUAUGACCAAAGAGCAAUUAGACGUGAGCAACUUGACAGCGGGUACAAAAAGCGAGGAACAAAAUCCGCAAGUUUCAUUCUCGCCCAGCAUCAAGUACGCUGCGUCCGAUGAAUUUACUAGAAAGUAUCCGUAUAUCGAUACGCAAUCGAAAAAACUGAACGCGUCAACUGCGUUCCAAUUGCUAGUAAGACCCGGCUCGUAUACGAUCAGUCCCGGCGACAAAGAUAGCACCGAGUUGCAUUGCGAAUCCAGCAAAUGGGCCACCAAAGAAGCCGGAGCCACUGUGAUUGUCGCGCUGCUCGUUCAUCUGGACGGAUUCUAAUCCGUGUCUGUUUCUGAAAGUGUUUCACGGACUCAAGUGUCAUUACGUCGAUCUACGGACCGUGAGUGAUUGUACAUACAUACAUACAUACGAUAUGCCGACCAUGUUGAGAGACAGUUUCGUGAUCGAUGUUUCAAUUCCGUCGAAAUCGCGCGUACAUAUUUAUGUUAGACACCGCGUAAGUUAUCCUCGUGCGCGUUCAGCCAUUUAAGAAUUGUGUCAUCAUGAUUCACAUGGUAGAAAUUAAUCCAAAUUCUCUAGAUCAUCUCUUUUCAACGUUUAUUGUGUACAGUACAGAUAUAAUUGUAAUAGAGUUUACGUUCUCGUUUAUUUAUACAUAGAAUAUACUUAAUAUGUAGAAUCCUCGAGCUUCAACUAGGAAGAGAUUCGCCACGGAUAGCUAACGAUAGCUGGAAAUUUUGUGAUGCACCAUAAAAGACCUUACCUUAAGUUUUAAAUGUUUUAACACGCGCGUCCCAUAUAUUUGUCGCUAGACUGGCCUAGGUUGAUGCUCACGAGAUCAAAUAGCGUAAAUGAAGUACGUAUAUGAUAUUACGCUGGUGACGAUUAGAAUCGCCGAAGAGAACACAAGUAUUUUUGACGCCCAUGCUUCACGCCUAAUCGAUAUACCAAAUCCCUAAUUGUAUUGCAUUAGUAAGUAAAUCUCAAAACACACGCGCGAUACGAUUUUUUUAACGCACUCUUCUGCAGCAUCGAUAGAAAAGAAAAACGAACCGUGUAAUAUGUCCAUGUUGUAGAAAUAAACAAUGCAGGUGCAUCUCGCAUUGCCACAACCAAACGUGUGGCUUACGAAUUAAUUAGAUAUAUCUCCAUUUUUACGGCAAGAAAAUUUAUUUUAGAAUUUAUUCGAUAUCGCUCACGCACAAUUAUACGUUCGUAAGCUACACUGCUGACAAGAAAAAAUAA